AAAUUACUCUAACAUCUUCUCCUAUUCUACCUCUGUAUCAUACUUUUAUUAUUUACAAACUUACUAUCUCCCUUUCUGCCCACAAGCUUGCACAGAGCUUUCUUGAGACUCAACAAUGGCAGAGAGUGAGGGAAUCACCUGGGACGAUAUCAUGAAGGAAACCGUAGAUCUUGAACAUAUGCCGAUGGAUGAGUUAUUUAGUCAAUUGAAAUGCACAAAAGAGGGAUUGACAAACGAAGAAGGCAAGAGAAGGCUCGGAAUAUUCGGCCCAAAUAAGCUAGAGGAGAAAAAGGAAAGUAAACUCCUCAAGUUCUUGGGGUUUAUGUGGAAUCCUCUUUCAUGGGUCAUGGAGGCUGCUGCUAUUAUGGCCAUUGUCUUGGCUAACGGAGGGGGGAAGCCACCAGAUUGGCAAGAUUUUGUUGGAAUUACAACACUGCUAUUAAUCAACUCCACCAUUAGUUUCAUAGAGGAAAACAAUGCAGGAAACGCUGCAGCAGCAUUAAUGGCAGGUCUUGCUCCUAAGACAAAGCUCUUAAGGGACGGAAAAUGGGCUGAAGAUGAAGCCGAGUACCUUGUACCCGGAGAUAUCAUUAGCAUCAAGCUUGGGGAUAUUGUCCCAGCCGAUGCACGUCUUUUAGAAGGGGACCCACUCAAAAUUGAUCAGGCUGCAUUGACGGGCGAGUCAUUGCCAGUAACUAAGAAAAGCGGGGAUAGUGUAUUUUCGGGUUCAACAUGCAAACAGGGUGAGAUUGAAGCUGUUGUGAUUGCUACGGGAGUCCACACAUUCUUUGGCAAGGCUGCUCACUUAGUCGAUAGUACAAAUCAAGUUGGCCACUUCCAGAAGGUGUUAACGGCCAUUGGGAACUUCUGUAUAUGCUCAAUUGCAGUUGGACUCAUAAUAGAAAUAGUGGUGAUGUACCCAAUUCAGAAACGGUCUUACAGAAACGGAAUCGACAAUUUGUUGGUUCUGCUUAUUGGAGGGAUUCCAAUUGCAAUGCCAACUGUCUUGUCGGUGACAAUGGCUAUUGGGUCCCACAAGUUAUCGCAGCAAGGUGCUAUCACCAAGAGGAUGACAGCCAUUGAAGAAAUGGCUGGGAUGGAUGUAUUGUGUAGUGACAAGACUGGCACUCUCACCCUUAACAAGCUCACAGUUGAUAAAACUCUUAUUGAGUGUUUUGUAAAGGAUAUGGAUAAGGAGAUGGUGAUUCUAUUAGGAGCAAGGUCUUCAAGAGUGGAAAAUCAGGAUGCAAUUGAUGCUUGCAUUGUAGGAAUGCUUGCUGAUCCCAAAGAGGCAAGAGCGGGGAUCACCGAGGUACAUUUUCUGCCAUUUAAUCCUGUAGAUAAACGAACGGCAAUAACAUAUAUAGAUCAAAACGGAAAUUGGCAACGAGUGAGCAAAGGUGCACCCGAACAGAUUGUGGAUCUCUGCAACCUAAAAGAUGAAGCUAAGAAUAAGGUUUUCGACAUCAUCGACAAGUUUGCUGAGCGUGGACUUCGUUCUCUUGCUGUUUGUCAACAGCCGGUACCUGAAAAAAAUAAAGAGAGUUCUGGCGGACCUUGGGAGUUUGUUGGUCUCUUGCCACUUUUUGACCCGCCAAGGCAUGAUAGCGCCGAAACAAUACGACGGGCCCUGCACCUUGGUGUUAAUGUGAAGAUGAUCACAGGUGACCAGCUAGCCAUUGGCAAAGAGACGGGCCGGAGGCUUGGAAUGGGAACAAACAUGUAUCCCUCUUCAUCCCUUCUUGGCCAAAACAAAGAUGCAGCUAUUGCUAACAUCCCUAUUGAGGAGCUAAUCGAAAAGGCUGAUGGUUUUGCGGGUGUUUUUCCUGAGCACAAGUAUGAGAUAGUGAAGAAGCUACAAGAGAGAAAGCAUAUAUGUGGGAUGACAGGAGAUGGUGUCAACGACGCACCAGCACUAAAACGGGCUGAUAUUGGUAUAGCGGUUGCCGAUGCAACCGAUGCAGCCCGGAGUGCAUCUGACAUAGUCUUGACUGAGCCAGGACUAAGUGUGAUUGUUAGUGCAGUACUUACUAGCCGAGCAAUUUUCCAGAGGAUGAAAAACUACACCAUCUAUGCAGUUUCCAUCACUAUUCGUGUGGUUCUUGGUUUCAUGCUACUUGCUCUAAUUUGGCAGUUUGAUUUCUCGCCAUUCAUGGUUCUGAUUAUUGCCAUUCUAAAUGAUGGAACCAUCAUGACAAUAUCAAAAGAUAAGGUUAAACCUUCACCUAUGCCAGAUUCAUGGAAAUUGAAGGAAAUUUUUCUCACUGGGAUUGUUUUUGGAACUUACUUGGCUGUCAUGACGGUAGUUUUCUUCUGGCUAGCUCAAGAAUCUGACUUCUUCACUGACAAGUUUGGUGUAAGAUCAAUUAGAGACAAGGACUAUGAGCUUACAGCAGCUCUUUACCUCCAAGUCAGCAUUGUGAGUCAAGCACUUAUUUUUGUCACCAGGUCAAGAAGUUGGUCAUAUGUUGAACGACCAGGUCUUCUGCUCCUGACAGCCUUUUUAAUAGCACAGCUGAUUGCUACACUCAUUGCUGUCUAUGCAAACUGGGACUUUGCAAGAAUUAAUGGAAUAGGUUGGGGAUGGGCUGGUGUCAUCUGGAUCUAUAGUAUAAUCUUCUACGUACCUCUAGAUAUAUUCAAAUUUAUUAUCCGAUAUGCAUUGGCUGGCAGGGCUUGGAACAAUCUUCUCCAAAAUAAGACCGCUUUUACAACAAAAAAGGACUACGGGCGGGGAGAAAGGGAGGCCCAAUGGGUUAUGGAACAAAGGACAGUCCACGGUCUCCAGCCCCCAGAGCAAGCGGAAAACUUUAAUGAUAAGAAUAAUUACACAGAGUUGACUGAGCUUGCAGAACAGGCCAAGAAGAGGGCUGAAGUCGCUAGAUUGAGGGAGCUUCAUACACUAAAGGGGCACGUUGAAUCAGUAGUGAAGCUUAAGGGUCUUGAUAUUGAUACCAUUCAACAGCACUACACAGUAUAAUAUUUACUAAGGUGAAAGUAGUUUAGUUGGCCUAAGUAAAUAUUUUGGCAAAGAGAAAAUAAAAUAUAGAAUUAUUUUCCAUGAUGGUUUCAUUUUUGACUUUAAUCUCACCAAAGAUAAUGAAUGGAUGAGAUUUUGGAAUAAGUCCAGUGGACGAGAUUGGUAACAGACAAUCCGCGCUUGGCUAGGAAAAAAGGGGGAAAAACGCAAUAAAACCAGGUCAUUAUAUAAAGGGUGACACUGGUCAUCAGAGUAGGCAGUCUAUGUAUUAUAGUUUCUUU
This is a messenger RNA of Erigeron canadensis, 3261 nucleotides long. RefSeq names its product plasma membrane ATPase-like. Gene Ontology annotation, biological process: proton export across plasma membrane; regulation of intracellular pH. Lineage: Eukaryota; Viridiplantae; Streptophyta; Magnoliopsida; Asterales; Asteraceae. The transcript is spliced from 14 exons. The record is from RefSeq and is a predicted model, not a curated record. Gene Ontology annotation, molecular function: P-type proton-exporting transporter activity; ATP binding; ATP hydrolysis activity. Bases 116 to 2980 code for a protein of 954 amino acids. Gene Ontology annotation, cellular component: plasma membrane.